AUGUUUUUAAAGAAUAAAUCAUGUAUUUAUGCACCUUUACCUGAAGAUUUUGAUUUUGCUUCUACUGAUAAACCUCGUAAUACAAAAAACUAUAUUUUAUCCGAUUUAACACCAGACCAAAAAGAAAAUUUACACCGAUUUAAAGUACAAACGAUAAAGGAAAAUAAUAUAUAUCUAAAACAAAAUCCUGAAGUCCAUGCCUUUAUUUCUAUAUUACUCCAACUGAUAUUUACUAAAAGACCUUCAAGGAACGUGCUGCAAUUCAUGGCAAAAUAUUUUAAUAAAUCCAAGUUUGAUAUAAAAGAUGAUAUUAUCCAGUAUUAUGCAAGGAGGGGUUUGAAAUAUCCAUUUGAAAAAAGACAAAUGGACUUUUUCGAAUACAGUGAUUUUAGCCAAUCCAUAUCUUUUAUAGACGAAUCAAGCCAAUUCGCAUUUAAUAAUAAUUAUUAUAAGGAUGAAGAGGAAGCCUCAGAAGAGUCCACCUUGAUGAUUAUAACAGAAAUAUUGGAUGAAUUGGUGGAAAACGCCAUGAACCUUAAAGAUAAAUGUGUCUACGAUGCAUUACCAGAAAAUUUUGAUUUUUUAUCGACCGACAUUCCUAGGGGUACAAAAAACUACAAUUUAUCUUUUCUAACACCUGAACAACAAGAAUCUAUAAACCGUUUUAAAGUUCAGACGAUAAAGGAGAAUAAUAUAUAUCUAAAUAAAACUCCAGAAGUUAAAGCUAUUAUUUCUCUACUACUACAAAGAGUGUUCCUCAAGAGACCAUCAACUGAUGUUCUGAUUUAUAUGGCACAAUUUUUUAAUAGAUCUAAAUAUGACGUCAUUGAUGAUAUUACUGAGUAUUAUGCCAAAAAAGGUAUAAUUUAUCCCAUUUUGAAAGAAAAUUAUUUUUAUCAACAAAGUUCUUCUGAAGAUAGCAAUGUGUCAAUUCCAUUUAGAUCAAAUAAUUUUUUUAUUGAGAAUUAUGAAGACAGCCAAGAGGAGGAAUCAGAAUCAGAAUCGUCUUUUGUUAUUAUCAGGAAACUUGUUUAUGACUUGGUAGAAGAUGCUGUUACAACUGCAGAAAGAAAUGACCAUUAAUUAAUUUAUUAAAUAAACAUGUG
Brassicogethes aeneus is the source of this 1106-nucleotide messenger RNA. Lineage: Eukaryota; Metazoa; Arthropoda; Insecta; Coleoptera; Nitidulidae. The record is from the annotation of a GenBank genome assembly.